UCCCUGUCAUUAACGCCAGAUCCUAGCCCGCAAUUAAUGCCGCUACCCCGAGCUCGAGAUCAGAGGUGGUGAGGAGCCAGGCCCGGCCGGCCUCGUCCUCGUGUGCGCGCCCGAGGCCCGCCCACCGUGACACGCGCCGGCGCCGCGGGUAUAAAGCGCGCCGCCGCCCCUCGGCCCGGGCUCUCAGUUUUUCUGCUGAGUCCGCUGCGGUCACUGCCGCCGCGCGUCCGGCUCACCCGACCUCGGCGGCGCGUAGGGGCAGGCACGCACCGACGACGCGCCCGACCCUGGGGGAGGGAUGCUCACGUGCAUCGCGUGCUCCAAGCAGCAGUUCGCCGCCGGCGGGCCGCCGCUGCACGAGCCGCCGGAGGACGAGGACGUCGUUGAUGGCGUCGGCGGCGCCAUCGGCGGCGGCGCGUCGACGCCCAGCACGCGCCAUGCCAUCAAGGCGCUCACCGCCCAGAUCAAGGACAUGGCGCUGAAGGCGUCGGGCGCGUACCGUCACUGCAAGCCCUGCGCGGGCUCCUCGGCGGCGGCCUCGCGUCGCCACCACCCGUACCACCAUCGGGGCGGCAGCGCCUUCGGGGGCUCCGACGCCGGCUCGGCCUCCGACCGCUUCCACUACGCCUACCGUCGCGCCGGGAGCUCGGCGGCCUCGACUCCGCGAUUGCGCAGCGGAGGCGCCGCCCUGUCAAGUGGGGAUGCCACGCCGUCCAUGAGCGUGCGCACGGAUUUCCCUGCCGGCGACGAGGAGGACGACGAGAUUGCAUCAGAAGGCGGCGGCAAGGAGGACGACGCGAAGGAGUGGGUGGCGCAGGUGGAGCCUGGCGUGCUCAUCACCUUCGUCUCACUGGCGCAAGGUGGCAACGACCUCAAACGCAUUCGAUUCAGCCGUGAGAUGUUCAACAAAUGGCAAGCACAAAGGUGGUGGGCUGAAAAUUAUGACAAAGUUAUGGAGCUUUACAAUGUCCAGAGAUUUAAUCAAACUGUCCCUCUCCCCACUACUCCAAAAUCUGAAGAUGAGAGCUCCAAGGAAGAUAGUCCGGUAACCCCGCCACUGGACAAGGAGCGACUGCCGCACACCUUCCACAGACCAAUGUCAGGUGGUGGAGCCAUGGGCUACUCUUCAGAUUCUCUUGAGCAUCACUCGAACCGCUACUGUAAUGGCCACCACCACCAUCAUGGACACCAAUUCUGCGAUUCAAUGGGGUUGGCAUCGACACCAAAGUUGUCGAGUAUCAGUGGAGCCAAGACAGAAACCUCGUCUAUGGAUGCAUCAAUGAGGACAAGCUCGUCUCCUGAAGAUGUUGACAGGUCUGGUGAGCUCUCGGUUUCCAUCAGCAAUGCAAGCGACCAGGAGAGGGAGUGGGUCGAGGAAGAUGAGCCUGGUGUAUAUAUCACCAUUCGGGCUUUGCCUGGUGGCAUCAGGGAACUUCGUCGAGUUCGGUUCAGCCGGGAGAAGUUCAGCGAGAUGCAUGCCAGGCUAUGGUGGGAAGAGAACCGAGCGAGGAUACACGAACAGUACCUCUGAGAAGCCCCCUCACCAUCAGAACAGCACAGAAAACUGCUCCCUUCAGUUGAGCUGACGACGGUCCAUGCUUGUACAUCUGGCACUAACACUUGUCCGUGUAUUUCGAGCUUCGUUCGAUGUUUGUACUAACCUAGGGCCGCCGCAAUUUUUGAUUUUUCGUUCAAUUUUUUACGGUUUGGUCUUCAGUUUGGACAGGAUGUUUGUUUGAGCAACUCAUUCAGGUCAAAAGGGUGGUUUAGCCUAGUAAAAAAAUAAUAAUGUACGCCUUCACUUUCUGGCUACCAAAGGUGUCUUUCCAUUA
Messenger RNA from Panicum hallii, 1832 nucleotides. RefSeq names its product protein Brevis radix-like 1. Bases 299 to 1531 code for a protein of 410 amino acids. The record is from RefSeq and is a predicted model, not a curated record. Lineage: Eukaryota; Viridiplantae; Streptophyta; Magnoliopsida; Poales; Poaceae. The transcript is spliced from 5 exons.